This is a messenger RNA of Humulus lupulus (European hop), 357 nucleotides long. RefSeq lists its product as uncharacterized. The coding region runs from base 1 to 357 and encodes 118 amino acids. The record is from RefSeq and is a predicted model, not a curated record. NCBI's taxonomy places the organism in Eukaryota, Viridiplantae, Streptophyta, Magnoliopsida, Rosales, Cannabaceae. The transcript has a single exon.
AUGGUGACUCGUUCUAAGGCAGGUAUUCACAAGCCCAAAGUCUUCAUUGCUACUAAGGAGCCACGGUCAGUCAAAGAUGCAUUGUGUACACCGCAUUGGAAAGAUGCAAUGGCACUUGAGUUUGAGGCGUUGCACAGGAACAACACUUGGUCUCUUGUUGAUCUACCACAUGACCGAACCCCUAUAGGCUGCAAAUGGGUUUUAAAAGUUAAGGAGAAACCCAAUGGGACUAUUGAAAAGUAUAAGGCUCGGCUGGUAGCAAACGACUUUCAUCAACAAUAUGGUUUUGACUAUAACGAGACAUUCAGUCCAGUAGUGAAACCAGUUACAAUCCGAGUAGUUUUGACUAUUGCUUGA